CUUGUUGCCCCGCGCGUCACAUUGUACUUGGACUCUUUAAACAGAAAUCCGCCCUGAUAUUCAAUUACAGAGAUCGAUGAUGGCUCAGCAGCCCACGACGAUAGAGCACAAGGCAUACGCCCGUGUUGGUCUUUUGGGCAACCCAAGCGACGUUUAUUAUGGCCGUACCAUCUCUUUCAGCCUCGGCAACUUUUGUGCCAUCGUUCAAUUGCAGCCCUCCGAUGAUCUCGUCAUCAAGCCCCAUCCUAAACACGAUCUUGUCCAAUUCUCUUCCCUCGAUCACUUGGUGAAUCGGUUGCAAAGUGAAGGCUACUAUGGAGGAGUUCGAUUGCUGAUGGCGAUUUGUAGGGUUUUCUAUAAGCAUUGUAAAGAGAACCAGAUUGAUCUUCAUAGUGGGAAUUUCACUCUUUCUUAUGAUACUAAUAUUCCUCGCCAGACAGGGCUUUCAGGUUCUAGUGCUAUUGUAACUGCGGCCUUGAACUGCCUUCUCGAUUUCUACAAAGUCCGGCAUUUGAUCAAAGUUGAAGUCAGACCUAAACUUGUUCUCAAUGCUGAGAAAGAACUUGGAAUUGUUGCUGGCCUUCAAGAUCGAGUGGCACAGGUCUAUGGAGGCCUUGUUUAUAUGGAUUUUUCUAAGGAAAAUAUGGAUAAGUUGGGGCAUGGCAUCUACACACCCAUGGAUAUUAGUCUACUUCCACCUCUCCAUCUCAUCUAUGCUGAGAAUCCAAGUGAUUCUGGGAAGGUACAUAGUACAGUUCAGCAAAGGUGGCUAAAUGGUGACAAAUUUAUUAUAUCAUCCAUGGCAGAAGUUGCAGAUAUAGCGUUAGAAGGACGAACUGCAAUUCUUGACAAAGAUUAUGCCAAACUUGCAGGCCUGAUGAAUCGUAAUUUUGAUCUUCGAAGGAGCAUGUUUGGAGAUGAUGUUAUUGGUGCUUUAAACAUAGAAAUGGUAGAGGUGGCCCGAAGGGUAGGAGCUGCUUCAAAAUUUACAGGUAGUGGCGGAGCUGUUGUCGUGUACUGCCCUGAGGGGCCUUCUCAAGUAAAGCUUCUAGAGGACGCUUGUCAGAAAGCUGGUUUUGUCAUUCAACCUGUGCAAGUUAUUCCUUCACUUCUUAACGAAGAUGAUCUCAAGACCCUGUCAUAACGGGAAUUUUCAGACAAGGGGUUUCAGUAUUUUGAGUCUCUUUCCCUUGUGAUUCACAGAAUAACCCACUAUCUCCAGUCGGUAGUGACCUCCCAUAGGCAUUAUCUAAGUUACGUGGAACCUUCAUCGUUGCUCCAUAUUUCAUUUAUUUGCGUCUUCUAAUAAAGUUCCUUGCCUUCAGAA
Molecule: messenger RNA, 1327 nt
Organism: Hevea brasiliensis (rubber tree)
Lineage: Eukaryota; Viridiplantae; Streptophyta; Magnoliopsida; Malpighiales; Euphorbiaceae
Product: glucuronokinase 1
Exons: 6
Coding region: 77-1144 (355 amino acids)
Molecular function (GO): ATP binding
Source: RefSeq, a predicted model, not a curated record